AUGGCGCCACCGCUAUCAGAAGACAAUAUUACGAUGCUUUUAAACCUCAGGGGUAAUCUAAAAGGUAGGAUUACUCGCAUUGAAAAUUACGUAAAGCAAGUGAAAGAUAAAGAUCUUGCAAGAUAUGAAUACGAACAACUUCAGAUAAGAAGUACGGACCUGACAACACUUUUCGAAAAAUAUAAUGACACCCAAGACCAUAUUGAAAACCUCCAGAAAACAGGAGAGGACUCCGAUGAGCGCUCUGCAAUUGAAGACAAGUACUAUGGAAUAAAGGCUAUGAUCACUAGUCUGGUUCAAGAAAAUAGUGCUAAUGACACACUCCGAUUCAAACCAAAGAAACCUCCAGUUGCAAUGCCUAGACUCAACAUUCGUCAAUUUAACGGUGACUUCAAAAAUUAG
Arctia plantaginis is the source of this 402-nucleotide messenger RNA. Lineage: Eukaryota; Metazoa; Arthropoda; Insecta; Lepidoptera; Erebidae. The record is from the annotation of a GenBank genome assembly.